This is a messenger RNA of Theileria orientalis strain Shintoku, 4932 nucleotides long. Its product is annotated as DNA-directed RNA polymerase III largest subunit RPC1. The coding region runs from base 1 to 4932 and encodes 1643 amino acids. The record is from RefSeq and is a predicted model, not a curated record. Gene Ontology annotation, biological process: DNA-templated transcription. Lineage: Eukaryota; Apicomplexa; Aconoidasida; Piroplasmida; Theileriidae. The transcript is spliced from 11 exons. Gene Ontology annotation, molecular function: DNA-directed RNA polymerase activity; DNA binding.
AUGGAAGGGAAUAAGAGGCAGAAGACGAGGAAGGCCGACGUGGCGCCAGUGAAGAGAGAAUCGGAGCAAUCUUCAAGCUCCACGAGCCCUUCAGACCAAAUUAUUGUGCAAAGAAGAGGAGAACUGAACGGAUACAGUAACGGGCUCAAGCUCGAGCAGGAAAAGAAGGGCUUGGUGCCGAAAUCGUCACUAUCGUUCCUGGAAUCCGUACCAGGUCAAUCGCAGAGAAAGGAGUACGUGAAGCCGACGGUCACCAAGUACACGAUCGAAGGUGUGCAGUUCGACAUCAUGGGAAGCACGGAGAUAUCGAGAGCGGCGGAGAUAGAAAUAAAGAACAGAGAUCUGUACUACUACUUGACGAACAAGCCGUACCCGUACGGAGUUCUGGACAGUAGACUAGGGCUAAAACUAAUUUGGAACUUAGGGUGUAACACGAAUGACAUGACGUGCGAGACGUGCGGAAAGGGACUGAUAGAAUGCAUAGGCCAUUGGGGCUACGUGAAGCUGGAGCUGCCAGUAUUCCACGUAGGAUUCUUCAAGUACGUGAUACAGGUGCUCUACUGCAUAUGUAAGAAGUGCUCGUGCCUCCUGCUGCCAGAAGACUCGAUCAGGAAGCUGAAGGAGCAGUUUUUUAAAAGACCAAUAGAGGACCCGGUGGUGAAGUCGCUAAUAUUUCGGAGCGUGCUGGACAUGUGCAGAAAAGUAAAGUUCUGUCCAAGGUGUGAAGCGCCGCAGGGCUCGAUAAAGAAGGUGGUGAAGCCGACGACGGACCAGUUCAUGAAGCUGAAGCACUGCAUAAAGCAAAAGGGCUCCUCGAGAGUGGAGGUGGAGGAGCUGACGCCCCUGGUGGUGAAGCAGCUGUUCGAAAACAUAGAUCCAAUACACUGCAAGGUGAUGAACAUAGAGAACCCGGAGAGGCUGAUCAUAACGUCACUGGCGGCGCCACCAAACUGCAUCAGACCGACGAUAUCAAUACAAGGGCAGGGUACGACCGAGGAUGACCUUACAGUGGACUUUUCAGACAUCGUAGACAUCAACAACCUCCUGAAAAAUCAAAUUAAAAACGGACUUCAAACGAACAGAUUUAUCGGAAACUGGCAAAUAUUGCAAGUGCAGUGCACAAGGUUCAUAAACUCAGAGUACCCAGGACUCAAUCACCUGCUAACAUCAAGGAACAUAACAAAGCCAGGAAGAGGACUGUGCGAAAGACUGAAGGGAAAGGAGGGAAGGUUCAGAGGGAAUUUGUCGGGAAAGAGAGUGGACUUCUCAGCAAGGACGGUGAUAUCGCCGGACCCAAACGUGGGCAUAGACGAAGUGGUGAUACCGGAGUGGAUAGCGAGGAGGCUGACCUUCCCGGAGAGAGUGAGCAGCUACAACAUCGAGGUGAUGAAGAAGGCGAUACUGAACGGAGAGUCGGUCUGGCCAGGAGCGUCCUACGUGCACAAGCUCGACGGAAGCAAGUGCAGCCUGAGGUUCGCAAACCCGAAGCACGUCUCGGAGAACAUACAGGUGGGCGACAUAGUGGAGAGGCACCUGUGGAACGGAGACCUGGUGAUAUUCAACAGGCAGCCCUCGCUGCACAGACUGAGCAUCAUGUGCCACAGGGCGCGAAUCAUGCGAGGCUCGACCUUCAGGUUCAACGAGUGCGUGUGCACGCCGUACAACGCAGACUUCGACGGAGACGAGAUGAACAUACACCUGCCGCAGACGUACGAGGCGAAGGCGGAGUCGCUGCACCUGCUGAGCGUGCAGAAGAACCUGACGACGCCGAGGAACGGAGAGCCGCUGAUCGCACCAGUGCAGGACUUCCUGUGCUCCUCGUACCUGCUGACGAACAAGGACAUGUUCCUGACGAGAGCGCAGUUCUGCCAGAUCAUAUCCUACUUCACGGACGCCUCAAUACACGUGGACCUGCCGCCGCCAUCAAUAGUGCACCCAGUGACGCUGUGGACGGGGAAGCAGGCGUUCAACGUGUUGAUAAGACCGAACAGAGCGUCGAAGGUGAUGGUUAACCUGCGAGUGAAAGAGAGAGAGUUUAUGGACCCGAACGUGUACUACAAGAGUGGUGGCAAAGGCGCAAGAGGAAUGGGCGAUAACAGGACAAAGCGUAGAGGGCCAGAAGACAUGGACCUGGACGAGGAGGAGGAUGAGCAGAAUUCACGGGAAAGUUGGGGAGCUGCCGUAAAGUUGGACGAAUGCAUGUGUCCGCACGACGGAUACGUGGUGAUCUACAAGUCGGAGCUGCUGAGCGGAAGCCUGGGAGUGAGGUCGCUGGGGCCGACAAAGGGAGGGCUCUUCUACGAGCUUAUGCUGAAGAACAGCGCGAAGGUGUCCUCGGAGUGCAUGCUGCGAGUGAGUAAGCUCUCGAGCAGAUGGCUCUCAGAGUACGGAAUGACAAUAGGCCUCGACGACGUGACGCCGAGCGAGGAGCUGAUCAACAAGAAGAAGCAGCUGCUGCUCGACGGGUACCUGAGGGUCGACGAGGCGAUCAGCAACUUCGAGUUCCUGCAGCCGUACCCGGGCUGCACGCGCGAGGAGACGCUGGAGCUGCAGGUGAAGUCGAUCCUGGACGAGCUGAGGAACGAGUCGGGCAAAAUCUGCACGUCGCUGCUGAGUCCGGACAACAAGCCGCUGAUCAUGUUCAACUCGGGCUCGAAGGGGGCGCUGAUCAACAUAGCGCAGAUGGUGGCCUGCGUGGGCCAGCAGAACGUGUCAGGCCAGCGAAUACAGAACGGCUUCAUCGAGAGGACGCUCCCGCACUUCCCGAUGGGCUGCAAGGACGCGAAGAGCAGAGGCUUCGUGGCAAACUCCUUCUUCACGGGGCUGGAGCCGGAGGAGUUCUUCUUCCACACCAUGUCAGGGAGGGAGGGGCUGAUCGACACGGCGGUGAAGACGUCGGAGACGGGCUAUAUGCAGAGGAGACUGAUGAAGUUCAUGGAGGACUUGGCGAUAUGCUACGACCACAGCGUUAGAACCGGCGACGGGCAGGUGGUACAGUUUCUAUACGGAGAUGAUGGACUCACAUCAGCGCUCUCGAAGUCAUCGCAAACCACACUCAAAAGCUCAUUUGAUCACAUAAAACACAUAAACCCGAUCCUGGAGAAGGUGGUGAUGUCAUCAGUACACAUAGAUCCAGCCGCGGUGAACACUAAUCAAAAAGUGGUUAAAAGGAGGACGAAAAGUACAAGAAGUGGGUCAAAGACAAGUGGAAAGGAAAGUGAAGACGGAUACAGACAUAGAUGGAUACUGCCAUCAGAAAAAACGAGUGAAAUUGGGUCAAAAAUAGACAUUUUAUUACAAAACGAAGAUUUUAUUGACAAUUUACCACCUCAACUAAAAAAUAAAGUUAAAUCAUAUAAAUAUUGGAUACAAGGGAAUAAUCCAGGGCAUAAAGAAGUAAGGUUUGAUGUGAAUGUAAAGUUGGAGAGUGGAGAGUACAACAUAAGGGAGAAUCAAAUAAACAAGUCGAUAGACGAGAGCACAAUUAACACAGUGAAGAGUCACCUGGUGGCAUACCACGCAGUGUACGUGGAAAACAGUUACACGAAUAGGAACGUGCCGCUGCUGCCAAAUGAAAUAAAAGCAUGGUCAAAGUAUCUGCAGCCGUUGCUGAUAGAGUUGUUGCCGCCGACAAUAUGUAAUAACUCAACUUCGCAGUGCAUGGGAAGCGUGUACGAGUUCGGGAACCUGAUAGAAAGGACGCUGGAGGAACACGCGGAAAAGUUGGAACAGACGCUGAGCGAAGACUACGAAAAGGAGUUUUUGAGUUCGAAAAACGAGUCGGAAGGAGUGGUGAGGAGGUUUAAGAGGAUAGACAAGGUGCACUGGCUGUCGCUGGAGCAGGUCUUCGAGUUCAUAAGGUACACGUGGAAGCACUACCAGAAGUGCAUCUGCGAGCCCGGAGAGGCGAUAGGAGCGCUCGGCGCGCAGUCGAUAGGAGAGCCGGCAACGCAGAUGACGCUGAAGACGUUCCACUUCGCAGGAGUUGCCUCAAUGAACGUGACGCUGGGAGUGCCCAGAAUCAAGGAGAUCAUCGGCGCCUCGGCGAAGAUAGCGACGCCCAUAAUAGAAGUGCCGCUGGAAGAAAAAACCAACUACGACUUCGCGCUCAAGGUUAAGUCUAGGAUAGAGAAGACGACGCUGGGCCAGGUGUGCACGAGCGUGAAGCAGAUGUACACGCCGCAGAGCAGCAAGCUGCUGCUGACGCUGAACCAGAAGCUGAUCAAUCAGCUGUACCUGCCAAUAAACGCAAACAAGGUGAGAACCCGUGUCGUGGAGAUCAUAAGUCAGAUAAAGAAGAUAGGCAAGAUCGUGAUACCGAAGAGCAGCGUCUACGCGGUGGGCGAGUGGCAGAUAUGCAUGGACCUAGGGCCCACGCACCACCAGUUCUUCCAGCAGAACACGCUGGUGACCUCAAUACUGCAGCUGGUGGUGGCGGGGUGCAAGGAGGUCAAGAGGGCGGUGAUAAAGAGGGAGAACACGGCGGCAGGGCCCAACUACCAAAUAGCAGUCGAGGGCUACGGCCUGAAGGAGGUUAUGGGAGCGGACGGAGUGCUGUGGAGCUCAGUGAAAAGCAACCACGUGUUCGAAGUGGCAGAGGUGCUCGGAAUUGAAGCUGCGCGCAGCGUAAUAAUCAGUGAGAUACAGAAGUGCAUGGACGCGUACUCGAUAGACAUAGACGGAAGGUACAUGAAGCUCUUGGCGGACGUGAUGACCUUCAAGGGCCAGGUCAUAGGAAUCAACCGGCACGGCAUAAGGAAAAUGAGGUCCUCGACGCUGAUGCUCUCCUCCUUCGAGCAGACGAACGACCACCUGUUCGACGCGGCAGUGCAUCACAGAAAGGACCCAAUCAAGGGAGUGUCCGAGUGCAUAAUCAUGGGAAAGCCAAUAUCGCUGGGAACGGGCUCUUUUGACAUAAUGAUGGCCGCAUGA